UUGAUGAUCAGUGUAGCCCCAGCAGUGCCACCUGUCAGUGUCCAUCAUUGCCAGCUGUCAGUGCUCAUCAAUGCCACCUGCCAGUGCCCAUCAAUGCCACAUAUCAGUGCCUACCAGUGCACAUCAAUGCCACAUAUCAGUGCCCAUCUGAGUUACCUUUCAGUGUCACCUAUCAGUGCCAGUCAGUGCCACCUAUCAAUGCCAUCAGUGCCGCCUAUCAGUGCCAGUCAGUGCCGCCUAUCAGUGCCAGUCAGUGCCGCCUACCAGUGCCAGUCAGUGCCCGUCAGUGCUGCCUAUCAGUGCCGCCUAACAGUGCCAGUCAGUGCCACCCAACAGUGCCAGUCAGUACAGCCUAUCAGUGCCAGUCAGUGCUGCCCAUCAGUGCCAUAUAUGAGUGCUGCCUUUCAGUGAUGCCUGUCAAUGCCCAUCAGUGCCAUCUACCAGUGCCUCCUCAUCAGUG
Molecule: messenger RNA, 460 nt
Organism: Staurois parvus
Lineage: Eukaryota; Metazoa; Chordata; Amphibia; Anura; Ranidae
Source: the annotation of a GenBank genome assembly